This is a messenger RNA of Trifolium pratense (red clover), 2053 nucleotides long. RefSeq names its product pentatricopeptide repeat-containing protein At4g20090-like. Gene Ontology annotation, molecular function: protein binding. The record is from RefSeq and is a predicted model, not a curated record. NCBI's taxonomy places the organism in Eukaryota, Viridiplantae, Streptophyta, Magnoliopsida, Fabales, Fabaceae. Bases 169 to 1908 code for a protein of 579 amino acids. The transcript has a single exon.
CUCUAAACAUUUUCUUUCCAUAAUUUACUUCAACCGUUUUUCUCUCCACCCAAACAAAAGAAAUCAAAAUGAAAUUCAACCUUCUCCGAUUUCCUAUGAAGAAACGAACAGAGACACGAAAAAGGAAUCUCCGGUAACAAAAACCGGUAAUUUGUUCGGAAAAUUCGAAUGAUGCUACUUUAUAGAACCAAACAUGCUGGUUUUUGUCAUGUUUUCAAACCCUCUGUUUCCUUUCUUCUUUGUCAUUACUCUUCAUCUUCCAAAAGAACCAAAAUUAACCCCAAUUUCAAAAACCCUAAAACCCUUUCUUCAAAAUCACUCCCACCCACUUCUUCAAAAGCUUCAAUUUCGAAUCUUUCACCCAAAACAACCCUUUACUCAUUGCUCACUGACCUAGUUUCUUGCCCUAAUGACACUGACACUGCCAUUGACAGUGUUUUGGAUUGUUACAAAGGAGAGUUAACCUCCAAACUUGUGCUUAGCGUCUUGAUGAGUUACAAUCACUUGGGUAGAGCUAAAACAUUGAAAUUUUUCUCAUGGGCAGGGGGAAAAAUGGAUUUUCAAUUUGAUGACGAUGUGAUUGAAUAUAUGGUUGAUUUUUUUGGUAGAAGGAAACUCUUUGAUGAUAUCAAGUGUUUGUUAAAGACAAUUGUUGUUCAUAAGGGUCAAGUUUCGUCUAAGGCGUUGUCAAUUUGUAUUAGGUUUUUAGGUAGAGAAGGGAGAGUCGAUGAAGCAUUGUCAUUGUUUGAUGAAAUGGAAAGUGUGUUUGAUUGUAAACCUGAUAAUCUUGUGUGUAACAAUGUGCUUUAUGUGUUAUGUAAGAAGCAAUCAUCGGAGGAGAUGAUUGAGCUUGCACUCUCGAUUUUUCAUAAGAUUGAAUCUCCCGAUACUUAUUCGUGUAGUAACAUGAUUGUUGGUUUGUGUAGACUUGGUAGAUUUGAGGCAGCUCUUGAGAUUUUUCGCAAAAUGGAUAAUGUUGGUGUGCAUCCAACUCGUUCUGCAAUGAAUGUUCUUAUUGGGGAUCUUUGUUUGAUGAGUUCAAAAGAAGGGUCUGUUGAGAAAGUUAAAGUUACAAAUACACGUAGACCCUAUAGUAUUUUAGUUCCUAAUAUGGGAGGAAAUAGGGCUGCAAUUCAGCCUGCUGUUGAAGUGUUUUCUGCAGUUGUUAAUUCUGGUUUGUUGCCUAGUACAUAUGUUGUGUUUAGGCUUAUGUCAGAGCUUUGUCGAUUAGGUAAUACCGGAGAAGCUCUUAAAGUGUUGAGAAUUGUUGAGGAAAAGAAGCUAACUUGUGUUGACGAGGGAUACUCAAUUGUUAUAAAGGCGUUGUGUGAUCAUCGCAGAGUAGAAGAAGCUGGUAAAUUGUUUGGGAGAAUGUUGGAGAUCGGCAUGAAGCCGAAAUUGGUUGUUUACAAUUCUGUUAUAUCCAUGUUGUGUAAAUUGGGAGAUUUGGACAAUGCGAAUGGUGUGUUUGAAAUCAUGAACAAGAAUCGGUGCCUUCCAGAUAGUUUAACUUACAUUGCUUUAAUCCAUGCUCAUUGUGAAUGUAAGAAUUGGAAAGUUGCAUAUGAAUUGUUGAUGGAAAUGUUGAGUUUGGGAUGGAUUCCACAUUUUCAUACUUAUAAUUUGGUAGAUUGUCUUUUGAGAGAACAUAAUCAGUUCGAUCUGUCUGUUAAAUUGGAAAGAAAAUUGGAGAAUCAGAAGUUGCUGAAGCUGUGUAAGGAAGGUCAACUAGAUGCGGCAUAUGAGAAAGUAAAAUUAAUGCUUGAAAAGGGUGUUCGUUUAUCUGCUUAUGCUAGAGACACAUUUAAGCAUGAGUUUCAAAAGUGUGGCAAGUUAGAAAUAGCACAUGAGUUACUAGAAAAGACUCAAAGAGUUCAUGAGCCUCAAAGAUUAACAGAACUUGACUAGUUAUAGAAUGAAAUUUCCUUUGUUGUAACAAUUUUGUGUUUUAUAAUUGAUAUUUUUAUGUUUUGGUAUCUUAACAUAAUUUUAUCCUCCGAGUAAAAAAAUACAUAAUUUUAUCCUCAACCAAGUUUAAAUUGGUUUUGUAUCU